Molecule: messenger RNA, 1904 nt
Organism: Symsagittifera roscoffensis
Lineage: Eukaryota; Metazoa; Xenacoelomorpha; Acoela; Convolutidae
Product: solute carrier family 15 member 4-like
Biological process (GO): transmembrane transport
Cellular component (GO): membrane
Molecular function (GO): transmembrane transporter activity
Source: RefSeq, a predicted model, not a curated record
AUCGAAUAAACAAACUGUUUACUGUUAUUUUAACUUUUCAGCUAUUUAAAACAACUUUCAAUAAUACAUUAAUUUGAAGAUACUGGAAAAUGACUGAAAACCAAGAAGCUCCGGAAAAAACGCAGACUCGUUCGAAUUCAGAAACGGUUGUAACUUCACCGGCCAUAAAUGACUUAGAUGAAGGGCGAAAUGUGCAUUCGUUGCCGCUGGAUGACCUCCAAAGUCGACCAAGAGGAACAACUUUUGGAACUCUUAUGUUUCUGGAUUUGUUCAUGCCAUUCCCUUCAGAUGUUACGAUCUUGACACCCGAGGCGGAAAUUAGACGUCGUAAAGUUGCCCUUUUCCUCAUCUCUUUGUCAAUUUUAUUUCAAGCUUGUGCUUUUUACACUAUUACUUUUGCGUUCAAGCCUGUUUUGGACGCUAAACCAUACGGUUGGUCUUCGUUUGAAGCUUCAAACAUUUUGGAACUUGUAAGCUUAUUGCAGUAUUUUUCGGCAUUUGUCGCCACUGUUCUUACAGAUACAUACUUUGAGCGAUUCUCAACAAUUAUGGCAGGUUACGCCACUUUUGUUGUAGGUUAUUUAAUCUUUGUCGUGUCUCAACUAGCGGACCAUAAGAGCUGCUCGUUUGCAAGUUUCUACAAAAUAAGUUCAGUUAAAAAUGGGUACGGACCUCAUUGUGAGCCGCUGAUUGUUCUGGCACUUUGUGCGGUUGGUCUGGGGUCCGGAAUCUACAAUGGAAAUAUUCUCAUUUUCGGAGCAGAUCAGACAACCAAGUUAAGUCGAGUUCCCGUCUUUUUUCAUGCAUAUUUCUGGUGCACCAAAAUGGGGGGACUGAUAAGCUGCUACAUUCUCAAUUACUUGCUGAUUAAGUUCGAUCAUUUCACCUCUUCAUUGAUCAGCUCUGCAGCUUGUUUGAUGAUUUCGGUUGUGUGCUUCUGGUUCGGAAAAAGGUUUUACACUUACAGAGAUAUCCAGAAAGAUCUGGUACCGACUGUGUUCAAAAUUCUACGCAACUGUUUCUCGGCAAAAAACAGGAGAAACUACUCUCUGCAUCUAGCUGAUGUUGCUAAAAGAGAUAACGGACGGGAUUCAGUAGUGCUGAACAAGUUUGACUUGGUCAUGCUUGAAAACGGGGGGCGGUUCCGACAGGACGUUGUGUACACAGUAGAACGCUUCUACAGAUUAUUUUUCGUCUUCCUCUCUUUUAUCCCCUUUUUCUUCCUCAACGAGCAAUUUGUGGCGGCAUACACGAUGCAGGGAAAGCAGAUUGCAUAUCCGGAAUGGGCCAGGAAGCCCUACUCUGACAACAGUGAUAACCAGUACAGAGUCGUGUUUCCGGAAACGUGGUUUGCUGAUGGAAUAAUGCUGUUUACUAUUAUCGUCUUUCUGCCCACUCUCGGCUUACUGAGCGGUGGAGCUCCUAGGCGAGCGUGGGAAAGAUUGACGACAAUGGUUCGAAUUAGACGAAGGAGAAGCAGCUGGCUCGAUGAGCCUCAGCCUCAGUUCUUCACAAUCUACGAUCCUGUUAGACUCACUCUUGGAUUUAUUCUCGCUGCUCUAUCAUAUGCAGUUGCCGGGGUUCUGGACGCCAGUCGGAACUACCUCUACCGACAUUGUAUUCAUUCGCACUCCAGUUCAACCUCGCUCUGUUUCAUCAACCAGUACAUCAACGGAGUGUCAUACAAGGCGGCCUCGAGUGAAGUCAUACAUUCGUAUGCACAGAUGCCCCAGUUUGUGUUGGCUGCGAUGUCAGAGGUGUUUGUGGUGGUGACUGCAUACCAGUUUGCAUACCUCCAGGCCCCAGACAACGACAACGAACCAUACAAAAUGCAAGGCAUAUUCGUGGGACUCUGCUUCUUAUCUCGCCUAAAUGAGGCUGUCAUUCAAGUGCAGCGGAAUUAU